Molecule: messenger RNA, 833 nt
Organism: Condylostylus longicornis
Lineage: Eukaryota; Metazoa; Arthropoda; Insecta; Diptera; Dolichopodidae
Exons: 4
Coding region: 16-591 (191 amino acids)
Source: RefSeq, a predicted model, not a curated record
AAAAAUUAAUCGCAUAUGUACAUGUUUUUGGAGUGUGAUAAUGUGCAUUUUUUAAAUACAUAUGAUCAUUCAUUAAAUAAAAUUAAUAGAAUAAAGAUGGCAAAAUUCAUUAAAAAUUUAAGUGGAUUUUUUACAUUAUUGGUAUGCAUUUGUGUUGUAAUUGCCGGAGGAAAUGAUGAAAAUGAAAAUACAACAAAUAUAUCAGGUGAUGAUCAAUCUUCUACUACAUCAAAUGACUGUUCAUCUAUAGAAGACAUAGAAUUUCAAAAAAUUUAUUUCGGAAAGAAUAUGGUAACCGUUUAUGAGAGUAAUGAAUUCGUUCAUGAAAAUGGUACCAUUGAAAUAUUUAUGGAUUUAGAGAAUGGAAUCUUUUUAAAUUUAAAUUAUAUUCCAAAAAUGAUUAAUGAAACAGAAACUUAUACUACUUUGGGAAAUUUGAGGCUUAAAACACCAGAUAAUUUCUCGUAUAACAUUGAAUUUGAAAUUGAAGGGGAAGAUUUUAAUCUUGUAAAUUUUGAAUCAAGUCAAAUUAUGAACCAAGGAGCAUUUGCUAGUGCGAAAAUUUUAGCAGCAUUAGCUGGUCGGCGUUAAGAGAAUCGGGUUUUCCUUAAUUUUGGCUUCAGAGUGAAUUUCAGUCAUAGAAGCGUAUCUAAUAAUCAAAUAAAUAUUUUCAAUGUAUACAAUAUGCACGAUCUACUAUAUUUAUUAAUUAAUAUAAUAUUAUAGUGUUAAAAAAACAGGAGCAAAAAUUUGUUUUAAUGGUUUCUUCAGAGAUCAACUGUAAAAUUUUAUUUAUAAUCAAUAAUAAUAGUGAAAAUAUCAAUAAAUAUGAA